AUGUCACAGAAACGGACACCUUCACUAACAACAAGGUCCCAAGUCUCGGGUUCCUCCCAGCGCUCAUCUGUCAUCAAUGCGGCCGCAAUUGCCCGCGCAAAGGCAGAAGCAGCCAAAGCCCGAGUCUCCUUUGCAGAAAGGGAGAUGGAAGCAAAAAUAGAGAAAUCACGCCUAGAUGCAGAAAAAGCACGCCUAGAUGCAGAAAAAGCACGCCUAGAAGCAGAGAAUGCACGCUUAGAAGCAUCUUUAGGAAAGCUGGUCAUAGAGAGGGAAGCUGCAGCAGCCAUAGCUGAAGCAGAAGCUCUAGAGGCAAUUGUAUACCCUGACAGCGAAAGACACAGCAGGGCACCAGAUCUAGAGAUUGAAGGUCAAGACCCACUGCAGCGCACCUCUGAGUAUGUCCAGCAGCACUCCAAACAAAACACAGAUUCUCUUUCAGCACAAGAACCAGGUCAACAUGCUACCCGAGAGCCAGACCAACAACGCUAUACGACUCAAGAAGUCAGCAGCAAGUCACAAGUGCACCAGAGAGGUAACGCAGAGCAAAAUGAUCCUGCUUAUGGCACCCACAUCAGCUGGGUACCCAAGCCUACGGGUAACCCUACAACUACUUCCUCUGAUAUGUUAAGGCGGUAUGUCACAAGUCAGCCUAAAGAAGAACCUCCAGACAGGUAUGAUUACACAACACCUUCUCACUAUAACACUCAUCCACCUACCUACCAUGGUGCCAACCAGGCCACAAUGGACUUUGCCAAGUUCUUUGCCCGACGUGAGUUAAUCACCAAAGGACUUGUAAAGUUUAAUGACCGCCCAGAAGGCUUCAGAGCCUGGCGAUCCUCUUUCCAAAACACUAUCAGAGACUUAGACCUAUCAUACAGUGAGGAGAUAGACCUCCUUAUCAAAUACUUAGGCACUGAGUCUGCAGAGCAUGCCAAAAGGAUCAGGGUGAUCAACAUAAACCACCCAGAGACUGGUCUCAAAAUGAUCUGGCACAGACUUAAUGAGUGUUAUGGCUCAGCAGAGGUAGUAGAGAAUGCACUCUUAAAAAGAAUUGAUGAUUUCCCUAAAAUAUCCAAUAAAGGUUACCAAAAACUUAGGGAACUAAGUGACCUGUUAAUGGAACUUCAGGUUGCUAAAGCCGAAGGAGACUUACCAGGACUUGCAUUCCUGGACACAGCCAGAGGUGUUAACCCCAUAGUGCAAAAGCUACCCUACAACUUGCAAGAACGGUGGAUGGCACAUGGGUCUAAAUUCAAACAAACAUACAAUGUCACAUUUCCCCCCUUUACUGUGUUUGUGGACUUUGUAUACCAGCAAGCCAAGAUGAGGAAUGACCCCAGUUUUGAUCUCACUCUGCCACAUGCCACCCCUUCAGUACCUAAUACUCGCAAAGCAGUAACAGUUCACAAAACUAAUGUUUCCUCUUCAGGUUCUUUCCACAGGUCUGCUGACAGCUCUCAGGAGGAGACAAACAACAAAGACCCUGGUAAGCAGUGUCCCCUACACCAAAGGCCUCACCCUCUUCUGAAAUGCAGAGCCUUCAGAGGAAAGUCCAUAGAUGACCGCAAAGCCUUCCUAAAGGAAAACCACAUCUGCUACAAGUGCUGCUCAUCAACAUCUCACCUUGCCAAGGACUGUAAGGUCAGUGUAAAAUGCACAGAAUGUGACAGCACACACCACAAUACAGCAUUACACCCUGGGCCAGCCCCGUGGACAUUACCUCACAACAAGGGUGCUAGCGAGCAUGGCGGGGAGGAAGGUGACACUGCUAUAACUACACCAGAGGUCACUUCACAAUGUACAGAAGUCUGCAAAGGAGCCAUAGGUGGCAGAUCCUGCUCCAAAAUCUGCUUAGUCAAAGUAUACCCGAAAGGCCAAAGGGAUAAAGCUAUUAGACUUUAUGCAAUCAUGGACGAUCAGAGUAAUGGAUCUCUAGCCUGUCCAGCCUUCUUUGAUUUAUUCAAUAUCAAAGGCCCAAGCAUUCCUUACUCCUUAAAGACUUGUGCAGGAGUUAUUGAGACAGCAGGGAGGAAGGCAUCUGGCUACCAAGUAGAGUCCAUAGAUGGACAAAUAUGCUUGCCUUUGCCACCUAUAACUGAGUGCAGUCGGAUACCAGAUAAUAGGACUGAAAUCCCUACACCAGAUGCAGCACUGCACCAUGCACACUUGAAAUGUAUAACGCACUUAAUCCCUGAACUUGACCCUAAGGCCCAGAUAAUGCUUCUUCUUGGAAGAGAUAUCCUACGGGUCCACAAAGCAAGGGACCAGAUAAAUGGUCCUCGCAAUGCACCUUAUGCUCAGAAGCUAGACCUUGGAUGGGUCAUCAUAGGUGAUGUAUGCCUGGGAGAUGUACACAGGCCAACCAACAUCAACACUCUGUAUACUAACACAUUAGAGAAUGGCCGCCCUUCUCUUUUUCAACCAUGUCCAAAUCGCUUUCUGAUUAAAGAGAUUCAGAAUAACACUUAUCUAACCAACCUCUUAGGAGAGAGCUAUCCCUGCGCUAAGGAUGAUGAUCAUUUGGGUUGCAACGUGUUCCAGAGAUCCAAAAAUGACAAUCAGCUUUCCCUUUCCAUAGAAGACAAAAUCUUCCUGGAAAUCAUGGAUCAAGGUCCAGACCUCAACAACAAACUCUUGGGGGUACUCAUACGUUUCCGCAAAGAUCCUAUUGCCUUUAUAGCAGACAUCCAGCAAAUGUUCCACAGCUUUCUUGUGAGAGAAGAUCAUAGGAACUUCUUGAGAUUCUUCGGGUUCAGAGACAAUGAUCCAGCGAAAGAUGUCCUAGAGUACCGCAUGAAAGUGCAUGUGUUUGGAAACAGCCCUUCCCCUGCAGUGGCCAUAUAUGGGCUCAGGCGGUCUGCCCAGGAAGGAGAAGUUGACUAUGGCAGAGAUGUCACACAAUUUGUUGAAAGAGACUUUUAUGUAGAUGAUGGUCUGAAGUCAUCACCCUCUGAGGAGACAGCAAUCAGUCUGCUUAAGAGAACACAAGACAUGCUAGCCUGUUCCAACCUCUGCACAAAAUAA
Messenger RNA from Xenopus tropicalis (tropical clawed frog), 3024 nucleotides. RefSeq lists its product as uncharacterized. NCBI's taxonomy places the organism in Eukaryota, Metazoa, Chordata, Amphibia, Anura, Pipidae. The coding region runs from base 1 to 3024 and encodes 1007 amino acids. The record is from RefSeq and is a predicted model, not a curated record. The transcript is spliced from 2 exons.